GACAGCUUGGCUUGGCUGGAGCUAAGAAGGACCCAGACAUGAACAAUGUGUAGAGCUGGGUGACAUCUUCCUGUGCUAGAAGCUGAAUAAACAAGCUUCGUGACUCUCACAGAACAUUCUGGAAUGUAAAAACAGGAGUCCAGGCCCUCUGCUGUGCAACGUCCCUCCAGGAGUCCUGGGUGCCGCCUGGAGGCGUUUCCACACUGACUAGAGAGAGGCGAGGCGACAGAGACCUGGAGAGUGUGAAGCAGCUCUCGCACGUGCCUCCGUUGGUCAGAGAAGGGUCAACACCACCACAGUCUGCUAGCAUCUGGAGAGACACCGCAGCCGGGGAACUACAGAGCCACUGGCAGUGGCGCUGUCCUAACUGAGACACUAACCACCCACCUUGGGUCAGGUCUAGAGCUAUAACGGGAAGUGCUGAGUUCCUGCCACCUCAGCAGGAACUGGGCAAGGAAGGGUUACUGGUCCAGAAGACUUCGGGCUGCUGUUGGAGGGACCUGACCGGAAACCCCUUCCCUGGUGGGUUGUGGGUUCGGGAGUUUAUCCAGGAUACUUGAAAUCCUAAGGGAGUGCCUACCUGCACUGCAAAUUCAUUGUACCCUAGAGUUAGAGCCAAUAGAUACCCGUGACGAUGGCACUGGCGCUGUUGGAGGACUGGUGCCGGCUGAUGAGUGUGGAUGAUCAGAAAUCCCUGAUGGUGAUGGGGAUCCCAGUGGAGUGUGAGGAGGCAGAGAUCCAGGAGGUUCUCCAGGAGACGUUAAAGUCUCUGGGCCGGUACCGGCUGCUCGGCAAGAUAUUCAGGAAGCAGGAGAAUGCCAGCGCCGUCUUAUUAGAGCUCCUGGGGGACACUGAUGUCUCGGAGAUCCCCAGUGAGGUUCAGGGGAGGGGGGGCGUCUGGAAGGUGGUCUUUAAGACCCCUAACCAGGACGCUGAAUUUCUUGAAAGGCUGCACCUCUUUCUAGAAAAAGAGGGGCAGACAGUCUCGGGUAUGUUCCGAGCCCUUGGGCAUGAGGGCGUGUCUCCAGCCGCAGUGCCCUGCGUGUCGCCAGAGUUGUUGGCCCAGGUGGUGGGGCAGGCAGUAGCACAUGCCCCGCAGCCCCUGCUGCCCAUGCGAUACCGGAAGCUGCGGGUGUUCUCGGGCAGUGCUGUGCCCGCCCCCGAGGAGGAGCCCUUUGAAAUCUGGUUGGAACAGGCCACUGAGAUCGUCAAAGAGUGGCCGGUAGCAGAGGCAGAAAAGAAAAGGUGGCUGAUGGAAAGCCUGCGCGGCCCCGCCCUGGACCUCCUGCGCAUAGUGCAGGCAGACAAUCCUUCUGUGAGUGUGGACGAGUGUCUGGAGGCAUUCAAGCAAGUGUUUGGGAGCCUGGAGAGCCGCCGGACCUCCCAGGUGAGAUACCUGAAGACCUAUCAGGAGGAAGGAGAGAAGAUCUCCGCCUACGUGCUGCGGCUGGAGACGCUGCUCCGCAAGGCCGUGGAGAAACGCGCCAUCCCCAGGAAUAUCGCAGACCAGGUCCGCCUGGAGCAAGUGCUGGCCGGGGCGAGCCUCAGUGAGACCCUGUGGUGCAGGCUUAGGGAGCUGAAAGACCAGGGGCCGGCCCCCGGCUUCCUUGAGUUAAUGAAGGUGAUCCGGGAAGAGGAGGAGGAAGAGGCCGCUUUUGAAAAUGAGAAUACUGACGAGUCAGAUGAAGGUGAUGGCUAUGGCCACUGGCAUAAGGAGAUUGAUAACUAAAAGCUAAGUCAGAGUGAGCCUGCAGCCCGUGGGCCCGGGGACUUCGCUUUACCAGGCUAAGACCUUUUCCAUGGUCUUUUCUUUAGUGAAUGCGAUUAAAACCAAGGCAUUCAAGCCAAGUCUUGAUUCUUUCUGAGAAAAAAUUAUCUGAGAGUUUCUUGGACCUUAACAUAGAUUACCAAUAAACAAAAUAUUAAAUUCCAAAUGUGAUAUAGUAAUCUAAAGGAAAUGUCACGUUUCCUGUAAAUAUCCCCAAUAGACAAAGUUUGCCCAUACCAUAGAAAGCAGAAUUGACAUGAGAAAAAAGUAUCCUUUGUAACCUACCUGAAAACCUAGGCUUUUUUUUUUUUUACCUGUCGGGUGAUUUUCUUUAUCGAAUCAGUAAAUUCCGUGUCCCUGAAGCAGUGAGAGGCUCUGUUCAAG
Molecule: messenger RNA, 2152 nt
Organism: Myotis brandtii (Brandt's bat)
Lineage: Eukaryota; Metazoa; Chordata; Mammalia; Chiroptera; Vespertilionidae
Gene: PNMA2
Product: paraneoplastic Ma antigen 2
Exons: 2
Coding region: 635-1729 (364 amino acids)
Source: RefSeq, a predicted model, not a curated record